AUGACAAAUAACGAACAUGACACUGACCAACAAGAUCAAGCAUCUUUUCAUGAAAAUGGUAUCGAUGAAAUCGUUACUACAAAUCGCCGUUCAUCAAUAAAAAAUUCCUAUAAUAAUUCUUCUAUAUCAUCUCCACCACCAUCAGAGCCUGUAGCUAUUUUAUUUGCUAAAGAUGAAAAAAAACGUUUAUCUCCCUAUGAAAAAUUAUUAUAUGAUUUACAACAUGACACCAGAUGGAAAGAAGAAGAAAAAGCUGGUAAAAGAAUAGGUUUCUUUCGAAUUAAGGAUGAUAUUGGAACAGGUAAUUUUUCUCAUGUUAAACUUGGGAUACAUUUGCUAGCAAAAGAAAAAGUUGCUAUAAAAAUAUUAGAUAAAAUAAAAUUAGAUGAACGUACACAACGUUUAUUAUUGAGAGAAAUAACAUCAAUGGAAGUAUUACAUCAUCCAAACAUUAUUCGACUCUAUGAGGUUAUUGAAACACCGAGUAAUAUUUAUAUAGUGAUGGAGUAUGCAUCUGGUGGUGAAUUUUUUACAAAAAUAACAACAAAUGGAAAAUUUACAGAAGAUGACGCUAAAUGUUAUUUCUCACAAAUAGUUGCUGCUGUUGAACAUUUACAUAGCCAUGGUAUUAUUCAUCGUGAUAUUAAAGCAGAAAAUGUAUUUUUUGCUCGAGAACGUUUAGUUAAAUUGGGUGAUUUUGGUUUUAGUACAUUUUCCGAAAAAAAUCAAACAUUGACAACAUUUUGUGGAAGUCCACCAUAUGCUGCUCCCGAGUUAUUUCGUGAUGAAAAUUAUAUUGGGAUCUAUGUCGAUAUUUGGGCCAUGGGUAUUCUGUUAUAUUUUAUGGUAACUGCUUUGAUGCCAUUUCGAGCAGAAAAUGUUGGCAAAUUGAAAAGAUCCAUAUUAGAGGGGAACUAUAUGGUACCCAGUCAUGUUAGUGAACCUUGUAAAACUUUGAUACGUGGUUUAUUGCAACCAGAACCUACUGACCGUUGUUCAAUUGAACAAAUUCGCACGUGUUCUUGGUUGAUAAAUGAAAUAUUUCCAGAAGCAUAUGAACCGUUACCAAUUAAUUUGGCAAAUGUUUGGGCAACAAACACUAUUCCAAAAGACAUGAGUUUAAUGGCACAAACCGCAAUUAUACCAUCCGAUUUACCACCACAAUCAUCAUUCGAAUAUGAAGCACAUUCUAUAUUAGAAGAAAUGGGUAUAUCAUCGAAUGUAUUUCGAGCAACAGAAAAUAAUGUAUUGACAAAUCGAGAUAGUGUCAAUGGUACAUAUCGUAUUAUUCUACAUCGUUUACAAAGGCAAUCAAAUCAAUUCGAACGCGAAGACAAUAAUGAUCGAUUACUAAAUGAAGAUUUAUCAUCAUCGUACACUAAUUAUACCCGAAGAAAUUCUAUUCAGAGUCAUCGUAAUACAGCAAGACAAGAUAGUGUGACAGCACGACGAGCGAGUGUGACAGAACGACGAGCGAGUGUGACAGAACGACGAGCGAGUAUCAUUGAUGAUGGUACACGAAGACAAUCAAUUAAUUCAAAACAACAUUCGCUAGUUAAACAAACAAAAGUUUGUACAAUAUUAUAG
Messenger RNA from Didymodactylos carnosus, 1587 nucleotides. NCBI's taxonomy places the organism in Eukaryota, Metazoa, Rotifera, Eurotatoria, Philodinida, Philodinidae. The record is from the annotation of a GenBank genome assembly.